UUUGGCGCGCGAGGUUUAGAAAUGGCGGAGAGCAGAGAAACGACCGUAGGAUCCUCAUCAUCGGAUCCCCUCAAACUGUAUGAGGCGCAGUUCUUCGGUUUCACCCCGCAGACCUGCAUGAUGCGGGUGAACAGCGCCUUCCAGGACUGCCUCUACGAGAUGCUCCUGGUCGUGGAAUCUGUGUUCAUCCGAAAACUGUCGCAGGAUAAAGAUCCACCCGAAGAGCUUCGCCUCAAGACCCGCGAAUGCACCCAGAAAUUGCUGCAGUUCCUGCAGGAGCGUUUCAGGAAGCUGUCGAGCCGUAUGGAAGCUCUGCUGGUGAACAGCGUGCUCUCCGUGCCCGAAAACGCCCUGCUGCCCGAGGACGAGUCGCACAGGAAGUACCCGGAGAGCAGGGAACAGCUUCUGAGACUGGAGGCUUCCACUGGAGAGCUGCAGAAGUCCUACGAGGCGGAGAUGUGCGCCAAGCAAGCGCUGUUGGCCGAACUGGAGGAGCAGAAGAAAACCCAGGAGCAGCUGGAGGAAGUGCUGCAGUGGGUUGAGGAACUGAGGGUAUGCUGGAGGAAGGAGGGCAUGGGCAACGUUCGGGAUUGCUUUCGACACAUGAUCGAGACUGUGAACCAGCUGCAGGGGGUCAUGGGGACGAUCCAAAAAAUGAGCAAAUCUCUGGAGGAUGUUUGAUGCCUUUUGGGUUGUUGUGUGCCAUUGGCAUUGACACACAGCCCAACCACAAGGGGGAGACUUUCUCACAUUUUCACAUUUGAAUUCCAAAUGACAAUUCAAGUUGUGCUCAGCAAGGUGUCACAUAUAAUCUGGUCAUUUUUGCUGACAUUUAAAGCUCAGUCACCCUAAGAACCACUUUCCACCGAGCUAAUUUCAUCUUCAGAGAGUCCUUGUUCAUUGUGGAUCUCAUUCCAGAUCAAAGUAACGGAAUCAAAGGGAUUAGAAUGAGUUUUUUGUAUAUAUAAACCUAAACCUGUCCACUGUUUUUGGUCCCAGUAGGGGGGGGGGGGGGGGUGCCUGUACAUAUUUUGGUCGUGCCUUGGUUUGUCCUAGUACUGUGCUUUGUUGCUAUUGUAUUGUUUGUUUCUUUACCCUAAUAUAAUAAAAAUUUAUGUACAUUUUU
Messenger RNA from Trichomycterus rosablanca, 1126 nucleotides. RefSeq names its product MIS12 kinetochore complex component (gene mis12). The transcript has 2 exons. Gene Ontology annotation, biological process: mitotic sister chromatid segregation; kinetochore assembly; mitotic cell cycle. Bases 22 to 681 code for a protein of 219 amino acids. NCBI's taxonomy places the organism in Eukaryota, Metazoa, Chordata, Actinopteri, Siluriformes, Trichomycteridae. Gene Ontology annotation, cellular component: chromosome, centromeric region; nucleus; MIS12/MIND type complex. The record is from RefSeq and is a predicted model, not a curated record.